AUGAAUGAGAGUUUUCAAUUGGAUUACCUUGAAAGAUUUGAAAUUGAGCAGGCUGCUAUUGUUCCGAACUCAGAUGACAUAUCAAAUUGCUCUUGUCGUGGAAUGUGUCUUAGAGAUAGCGGAAGGAGUGCAUGCCCAUGCAAGAGUGUUGGCCAUUAUUGUUCGUCUGUAUGUCAUGCAAAUCAAUUCUCAGGGGCUUGUAUGAACCAACGAAAAGUUUUGGAAAGCGACUCCGAUUCCGAUAACAGCGAGGAUAAUAAAAGCGAUAACUCUGAUGUGUCAAUAAGACCGGUAAGUGAACAAUAAAAUGUAAUUUUACUAUAAACAAAUUUUAUACAAUGCGCCACUUCAGCUGUGUAGUACUAGUAACAUGACUAAAAUUGUUCAAAGUUAUACAAUAUUCAAUUGAAACUCCGUUCCCAGACCCUUAAGAUAGGGCGGGGAAAUUAACAUUUCAACAGUGUUAAAUCACUGGUAUUUUCAUCCCUAUCCUGGGAAAUUAUAUUGCCUGUUAAAGAUCCCAGCCUUUUUAUCCCCAAUGCUUUACAAUUCCAUGAUUGAAGAUUAUUAAAUUGUAACUUGGUUUAUUCCCAACAUGAGAAGAAAAUGCUAUUGUACAUUACUAGUGCAUUACUGUGUUUAAAAAUUAUCAAACUUUUAGGAUACUUCAAGUGCUGAUGAGAGCUUUACUGAUAUAAGAAAAAGCAGUGCCAGGGGAAGAAGUCGAGGUCCCGGCAGGAAUAGAAGAGCUCGUGUGCGUGGAAGACUUUAUUCUCGGGGACGAGGAAGGGCAAAACCAAAAGAAAACUUGGAAAAAACUGGAGAGCAUUCAGGGCUAGGUAUUCGGGGAAGAAUGGCCCAAACUCAAAGAAAGUCAGGAAGAGGAAGAUCUCGUGGUCGUGGGAGAGGAGGAUUGGUGCCUGAGGAAAGUGCUGAAGCUAGACAGGCCGCCCAGGAGAAUCAGUUGCAGGUACUUGUUGUAUCAUAUAUUACUUGCAUGAAUUGAACAGAUAAUGAACAACUGGUUGCUAAAUAGUAUGCAAAAAAUUUUGUUGUUAGGAUUUAGUGCUCAACCUCCCACAUGAUCUGCUGCAGCAAUUAGCACUGGAACUAUUAAGACGGCAACCAGACGUCUACAUGGAUUUAGUAAAUGGAGAAAUCCCAAAUCAACCACCACAAGCAGACCCAGGCAGACUAACAAACCAACCACCCCACCUGAUCAACAACCCCCAAACCAGUACCCAGUUCAACCACUCCCAGACCAACCACCCCCAGUUGAUCAACAAUCCCCAGACCAACCACUUCCAGACCAACCACCCCCAGACCAACCACCCCCAGACCAACCACCCCCAAACCAACCACCCCCAGACCAUCCAAAUGAAGAUCCAGCCUGGUGUUAUUGUGGUGCAUGCAGGCCCAUGCCUACGCAAACUGAGAACAAGUGUUGUUGUAAAAGAAGAAUGCAAUGCAUGACAACUAUGCCACUUUUCCAACAUAUAGUACUUGAUGCAAAUGUAUUAGAGAAACAGAUGAGGUAUCGAGAGGAUAUACUUGCAAUGGCUCACCACAGAAAUAACGAGAACUUUCGACAUGCUGCCUAUCGGCAAUUUGUGCUGUAG
Molecule: messenger RNA, 1619 nt
Organism: Paramuricea clavata
Lineage: Eukaryota; Metazoa; Cnidaria; Anthozoa; Malacalcyonacea; Plexauridae
Source: the annotation of a GenBank genome assembly